Molecule: messenger RNA, 2628 nt
Organism: Nezara viridula (southern green stink bug)
Lineage: Eukaryota; Metazoa; Arthropoda; Insecta; Hemiptera; Pentatomidae
Source: the annotation of a GenBank genome assembly
AUGAUAUGGGAAGGGCUAUUCAUUUAUGUGAUGGUAAUACCUUCUGUUCUUGUGUUCAUCAAUGCUCAAGACACUUCUAUAAUAAAACCAGGAGAAAAUAAUAUAUUACCAGAGAAUGAACUAAACUGCACAGAACCGUCCUUUCAUGAUUUCCCAAAAAUCGAGUUUCCAGGUGGACCCGUAAUUUCUACAUUAAUCACAUUUGUCAUAAUUGUUUAUCUAUUUGCUUUCCUUGCAAGGAUAUGUGAUAGAUAUCUAGUCACAGCUAUUAAAACUAUCUGUUACAAGAUGCACCUCAGCUCUGACGUAGCAGGUGCAACACUGAUGGCUGCAGCUUUAUCCUCUCCAGAUCUUUUUGUAAAUUUGGUUGGAACAUUCGUUACAGAAGGGGAUAUAGGAAUCGGAACAGUUGUAGGCUGUGGAGUUUUUAAUAGUUUAGCAUUGCCUGCUCUUUGUAUUUUUCUUUCUCCUGCAAAGGUGAUCAGAUUGGACUUUUAUCCUCUUACAAGAGACUGUUUAUUCUACUGCAUAGCAAUUGUGUUACUUCAUGUUUCCCUAAAUGAUGGUCGUAUUGAAUGGUAUGAAGCACUUGUUCUUCUCUGUGUUUAUGUUCUUUACCUCCUUGUGAUGUCAUUCAAUAGUUGGUUUAGACAAAAAUGUGAAGCUUUGAUUGAAAGGUUGAGAAAAAAAGAAGAACCUUCUGAAAAUUCCUGGCCUCUUCUAAGAAAAAAUUAUUCCACAAUAUCGUAUGGUAUAGAGGAAGAUUUAAUUUCAUUGGAUCAAAUACAAAAUAUUGAUAUUAUGCAAACACCUUGGAAAAAACGUACACUUCCUAUGUGGCUGGUAACUUUACCUAUAGACACUUUACUUUAUCUGACCAUUCCACGACCAAGAAGUGGAGGGGCGGAAUCUAAACUAUACAUUGUCACAUUUCUCAUAUCUGUAGCAUGGAUAGGAGUAAUCUGUUAUCUUAUAUCUUGGAUGAUAACUGUUACAGGUUUUGUUCUGAGGAUUCCUGAUUCUUUGCUAGGGUUAACAUUUAUUGCCAUUGGAAUGAGCAUACCAGAAGGUGUUUCAAGUAUUAUAGUAGCUAAACAAGGUCAUGGUUCAAUGGCAUUAUCAAAUUCGAUGGGAGCUAAUAAUUUUGAUGUACUGAUUUGCUUGGGACUGCCAUGGCUUUUGAAAGCAACGUAUGAUUCAUCAGAACCUGGCCACUAUCUAAUUAUCAAUUCCCAUAGUUUAUCGAUAUCAGUACUUUUUCUAUUAUCAGCGCUAUUUAUUUUAUACUUCAGCUUAACUUUUAACAAGUUCAGAUUAGACAAGACAGUAAGUAAAUGUUAACAUAUCUUUCUUAUUAAAAAUAAAAUACGAUUUCAUGGAAUAAAACGAUCUAUUAGUAAAAAAGAUAUUUUGAUGUAUGAUAAAAUUACCAUAUGGAGAACAAUAUAUAGGAUAAUACUUUAAAAUAAGAUGGUCUAUCAAAGAAUUAGAAGUUGUCGUAACUGAGAGCUCAUUAUAACCAGUUCUUUUAGGUCAAAUAUUCAGGUUUAUGGGCAUUGAUAAAACAUGAAUAUGAAUUACAGUUGAUCUGGGUAGGUAGGUGCUUGGAGUUAUGAGAAUGGCUAUUAUAAAGCGGCAUCUUUCAUUAAAGUUAGAUAAGGUAGGUUUUUCUGGCGAAUUUAUAAUUUUUAUUAUCCCAAUUGUAGUGUUCUAAAGACUGUUGAGCAUGUGGUCACAGACUGCACUGCCUUAAACUGAUUAAGAGCUGCGUUGAUGAGAACCACGGAAAUUUAUGUGCUCACCGGGAAGAAAUUUCCUUGGUUGAUGAGUGAGGAAAACUUCCCGUGGUUAAAAAACCUCAUAAAUGGCUGGAAGAGGGCAGUGGGAGCAGCUCACUUCAAUCUAGAGGCCGGGAGAACGAGAAGAGGAACAGCGCCAGGAAGACCUCCGGAUUUAUAUAAUUUAUUUGUGUACACAGCCAUUAAUUUUGUAUGCUGUUAUCAUUACAGUAGUGUGAUAUUAUGCAAUGUUAUAAUGCUUAACAUCACAAUACUGCAUACAUCCAUAUUGCCAUAGCGGAAUGGGAGGAUAGAAAUAAAUAAAUAAUUUAUAAUUUUCAUAAAAUUAAAAAGCAAUAAAUUACUUAUUGGGUAAUCAUGAAAAUCUUGGUAUUACAACAGAAAUCCAGGAAAUAAAAGGGCAGAUGGGCUGGUAGAAAGGACACAUGAUUACUUAAGGGGGAGGUUCUAUAGAUACAAGGAAACAUUUACUUUAUCAGGACAUCCCAAAGAAAUGGUCAAUAUAGUUAAAGGAUAUGACUUGUGAAGAAUAGACAUGGCUUCAAUAAGAGGUCUGUAAACAGGAUUAAUUAACAUUACUUUUAUCUAAAAUUAGCUGAAUCAUUAAACUGUAGUCUUGGGAUAAAAUCGCAACCACAAUUAUGUCACUGUAAAGCUUUGACAUACCACAGUUCCUCCAUUUUGGGGACAACUGUAAUGUAGAUUGUCAAUAAACUUAUAAACCAAUUUAUACUAUACAGGAAUAGAAAACAAAUCCUUAUUUUGGUAGCUCAAAAUUCCUGCUACGACAGUUAUUAAUUGUUUGGAAGGCCUAUUCUUAUUUUAAAUU